CAUGGCAGAGUCGAGCCAGACGCUGGUAAACAUGGACCCGACGGUCAAAUGACGUCUUUGCAACAAGCUCUUGGUGUCAAAUUCAAGGACAUUACCAUUCUUAGGCAAGCACUGCUGCAUCCCUCAAUCACAGCGAGCCGUUUGGAGAGCAACCAGCGUCUGGAAUUUUUGGGCGACGCAGUGUUAGGAUGUGUAGUGGCAGAGAAGCUUUACGAGGAACGCAAGGGUUUGAACGAAGGAGAACUAACAUUAGCGCGUCAAAACUUAGUUUCAACUGCUGCACUUGCGGAGAUAGCACUGGAGCAGGGUUAUGAUAAGCUCCUUUUCAUGAGUUUCCAGGAAGAAGGUUACGGGGGAAGGGGCAAUGUCAAGAUUCUUGCAGAUACGGUCGAGGCAGUCAUCGGAGCAGUUUUUGUAGACCAGGGUUAUCAAUGCGCACAAAUGGUCAUCGAGAGGCUAUAUAAAACCAAAUUUGCAAAGAUGGAAACGUCUACAAUUCUUACCAUGGAUCCGAUAUCUUCCGUCAUGAACUUCUCGAAGCAGCUAGGACUUGAACCAUGUUACAAAGUCGUCAAAGAAGGCGUCGAACAUGCACCAAAGUUCACGGUUCAUCUGUCCUUAAAUGGCCACCCUCUUGGCUGGGGGACUGGCCGGAGCUCCAAGGAUGCAAAAUAUGCGGCGUCACAGUAUGCUCUUAAGCUGCUGGAGUCGAAGACAAAGCAGGAAAUCGAAGCCAUCAAGAAGCCGAGAAACUGACCUUCUCUCCCGUCCCGACCAACGUAUAUUCUUUCAAUUUU
Guillardia theta CCMP2712 is the source of this 797-nucleotide messenger RNA. RefSeq lists its product as hypothetical. Gene Ontology annotation, molecular function: ribonuclease III activity; RNA binding. The record is from RefSeq and is a predicted model, not a curated record. Gene Ontology annotation, biological process: rRNA processing. Bases 49 to 756 code for a protein of 235 amino acids. Lineage: Eukaryota; Cryptophyceae; Pyrenomonadales; Geminigeraceae. The transcript is spliced from 4 exons.